Chelmon rostratus (copperband butterflyfish) is the source of this 2309-nucleotide messenger RNA. It is a transcript of the gene shc2, whose product is annotated as SHC (Src homology 2 domain containing) transforming protein 2. Gene Ontology annotation, cellular component: plasma membrane. The record is from RefSeq and is a predicted model, not a curated record. Lineage: Eukaryota; Metazoa; Chordata; Actinopteri; Chaetodontiformes; Chaetodontidae. Gene Ontology annotation, biological process: cell surface receptor protein tyrosine kinase signaling pathway; intracellular signal transduction. Gene Ontology annotation, molecular function: receptor tyrosine kinase binding. The transcript has 13 exons. The coding region runs from base 1 to 2154 and encodes 717 amino acids.
AUGCUCCUUAAGCCAAAGUAUGGCCGCUUUCGCAACGAGUCUGUGACCUCCUCCGACGACCUGAUGCAGAGCCUAGCCAUGAGCGGCAAAGUUGUGGCCACACCGGUGGUCCCUUCCUCCACCCCGAGCCUUCCUCUGCCUCCCCUGCCUCCUCUGGACCCCGCUGCCAGAUCAUCUAACCCUGCUGGGGCUGCAGCCCUGGCUGACUCCCCUGGCCUGGAUGGAGAACAGGAUGCCACCACUACCUUCUGCAUGCUCAUCCCUAAGAUGCCCCAGUGGAAGUUCUCCAACUCCCUGCUCAGCCGGAGCCCGUCCAACUCCAGCUCCAGCUCCAGCUCCAGCAAGGACUCGGGAAAGGCAGCAGAAGCUCCUUCCCAGGCCUCCCUUUCUUCAUCAUCACAGAGGGCCAGUGGUGCGACCACAGCCAGCGGCCCUGUGGCCAGUCUCGCGGCGGUGCUUAACUCCUGUGACCCUGUUUGUGUCAGCCCCUGUUCCUUGCAGGCCAUUCGAGGGCAGAGGGUGGUUACAGCAGCAAACUCUGCCAGCCCGGGGGGCCACGGAUUUGGGGCCACAGAGGCCAUGGCGAGCCCCGGGGGAUCCAGCAGCUCCAGGUCAGGAAUGAACCGCAGGACAAGGGUGGAAGGCAUGUGGCUGGGGGGAGAGGACUUCAACCAGAAGGGUAGCUUCAUCCACAAGCCCUCUCAAGGCUGGCUGCACCCUGACAAGAAGAUUGCAGGACCAGGGGCCUCUUAUAUUGUCAGGUACAUGGGCUGCAUUGAAGUAUUAAGAUCAAUGCGCUCCCUGGACUUCAACACACGGACUCAGGUGACAAGGGAAGCCAUCAACAGGCUGUGUGAAGCUGUGCCAGGCGGAAAGGGAGCCUGGAGGAAGAAGGCCCUGAACAAAGCUCUCCAGUCCGUCAUGGGGAAGAGUAACCUGCGAUUUGCAGGCAUGAGUAUUGCAGUGAAUAUUUCCAUAGAUGGUCUUGGUCUCCUUAUCCCUACCACGCGACAGGUGAUAGCACACCAUCCCAUGCAGUCCAUCUCAUUCGCCUCUGGGGGCGACACGGACACGCCUGAUUAUGUUGCAUAUGUGGCCAAAGACCCAGUGAAUCAGAGGGCGUGUCACAUUCUGGAGUGCUCGGACGGUUUAGCCCAGAGCGUCAUCAGCACCAUCGGCCAAGCCUUCGAGCUGCAGUUCAGACAGUACCUACACAGUCCUCCCAAGACCAUGGCGUCUGUGGAGAGGUCUGUGAGGACAGAAGAGCCGAUGUGGGGGGAGGAUGAGGACUUCUCGGACCACGAUUACUACAACAGCAUCCCAGGGAAGGAGCCUCCUAUUGGGGGAGUGGUGGAUUCCAGGCUCAGGCCCAGCGGAGCCCUGCUGGGUCACAUCCACACCCAACCACAGAGCAAGACAGCAGCACAGAUGGGCUCACCAGCUAGGAGGGAGCAAGCAUCUUAUCCCCCAGGCCAGCUGUGCUAUGAACUUCACUGGGACACUGAGACGACAGGAAGCUCAGGUGUGACAUCAGAUGGUUACCUGUGUGCUGACGGCCAGCAACCAGGCAGCAGAGAUUAUGAGGAGCAUCAGUAUGUGAACACCCAGAGUCUGGAAAACCUGGAUUCACGGUGGCCUGAAGGACACAGAGGGACCAGGGCACCUGACAGUCCCAAAAAGGACCUCUUUGACAUGAGGCCCUUUGAGGACGCCCUGAAGCUCCACGAGGCCUGCGGCGGAGCUGCUGGGUCCGGUAUGUCUGCCGCAGCUGGAGGUGUCCGGGUCCUGGAGGACCAGUGGCCUAGCCCCCCACGCCGCCGAGCCCCUGUGGCCCCAAACGAGGAGCAGCUCCGCAGGGAGACGUGGUACCACAGCCGCAUGAGCAGACGGGACGCAGAGAGACUCCUGGUCCGGGAUGGAGACUUCCUGGUCCGGGAGAGCACCACCAACCCUGGACAGUAUGUGCUAACUGGCAUGCACUGUGGCCUGCCAAAACACCUACUGCUGGUGGACCCGGAGGGAGUGGUCAGAACUAAAGACAUGUUAUUUGAGAGCAUAAGCCACCUUAUCUCGUACCACCUGAAGAACGAGCUGCCUAUAGUGGCAGCAGAGAGUGAACUCCACCUCAAACAGGUGGUCCGGAGGAAACAGUGAGCCACCUGACCCCGCAUGGGACGGUGAAUUCUUGUGUCCCCAUGCAACAACCACAUCCAAAAGUGAAUAUGGAAAUCAUUUAUCCCAGAUGGAUAUUCAUCUGGAACAAAGGACAUCACUGCUAAUUUCUUUCCAUGAACAAUUCUGCAAAGGAG